Pocillopora verrucosa is the source of this 808-nucleotide messenger RNA. Its product is annotated as large ribosomal subunit protein mL62. Gene Ontology annotation, biological process: translational termination. Lineage: Eukaryota; Metazoa; Cnidaria; Anthozoa; Scleractinia; Pocilloporidae. Gene Ontology annotation, molecular function: translation release factor activity. The record is from RefSeq and is a predicted model, not a curated record.
AAUGGCGACUUUCAGUGUGAAAUGCUACGCAACUUUCAUCGAUCAGUUUCUUCUCUUUUAACGAUUAGAAGCUCGUUAUUGACAAGACCGAAGGACUCUAGAGUGCUGUAUUUUUGGAAUUCGCCAGUUAAAUUGAAUAGCAGCGACAACAAGGAUGACAGAGAUGGGGGUACAUACCUAGACUAUAAAGGAAAGAUUCCAUUGGACAAGUUGAGUGUAAAAUUUGCAAGAAGUUCUGGGCCAGGUGGACAGAAUGUGAACAAAGUAAAUACCAAAGUGGAUUUACGCUUUCACGUUUUAAGUGCUGAAUGGAUUCCAGAGGAUGUUAGACACAAGAUCUUGGAAAAGGAGAGGAAUAGAAUCAACAAAAAUGGUGAAUUAUUUCUCAGCUCAAUGAAAUACCGCAGCCAGCAGAAGAACUUGGAGGAUGCCAUUGAGAAAGUGGAAAUGAUCAUUAAGGAAGCGUCUUAUAUUCCAAAAGAAACCACACUGGAGAAAAAGGCCAGAGUAAAGAAACUGGCAAGAAUUGCCAAUGAAAAGCGCCUCCUUGCCAAGAGGUACAGAUCAGAGAGAAAAAGAGAUAGAUAGCAGGAGUGAUUAAAGAAUUUGGCAAGACAAAAAAAAAAAUGAGGGAAGUGGAACACCAAAUUGUGCCUCUACAACAAGGACAAACCAUCCCAAAGACAUUUCCUGGUUUAUACUAAAUAAAAGAGAAACAAAACCAAAGAUUAUCUCACAGAGCAAAUGUAAAUCAUGACAGCCUAAAGUAGAGACUUUGAUUACAUGCCAAAUAAAUGAAGAAAUGGUU